Penicillium manginii is the source of this 1371-nucleotide messenger RNA. RefSeq names its product FAD-dependent oxidoreductase. The transcript is spliced from 2 exons. The record is from RefSeq and is a predicted model, not a curated record. Gene Ontology annotation, biological process: secondary metabolite biosynthetic process. Gene Ontology annotation, molecular function: FAD binding; monooxygenase activity. Lineage: Eukaryota; Fungi; Ascomycota; Eurotiomycetes; Eurotiales; Aspergillaceae. Bases 1 to 1371 code for a protein of 456 amino acids.
AUGUCCAAUCAACCCGGCUCCGGCCUCCCAUUGAAAAUCACCAUCAUCGGCGCUGGCAUAGCCGGCCUCUCAACCGCAAUCGCCCUCUCCGACAUCAAUCCUAACCACCAGAUCACCAUCCUCGAAGCCAACCCCGCGCUCAGCGAGUAUGGCGCUGGACUUCAACUGUUCGCCAAUAGUACCCGCCUCCUACACAAAUGGGGGCUCACCCAGUCCAUGGAGAAGGUCGCCUGCUCCGCCACCCAUAUGUCCAUCCGUCGUUGGAAAGAUAAUAUUGAACUGGUGCGCAAUAUGAAUAAUCCGACCAGUCAAUGGCUAUACGGUUGGCCUCAAUGGCAAAUAUAUCGCCCCGAUCUACAGCGAGUGCUCUUUGAGCGGGCUCAACAGAUGCCCAAUGUGUCUGUGCUCUUUGGCAAAUUGGUUAAAUCGAUAGACCACGAGACCGGAGCUGUGCAUACUGACACAGUCAAUGGAGAUGUAUUUAAGGGGGAUCUCACAAUCGCGGCAGAUGGGAUCUGGUCUAAGUCGAGACGUUGCCUACCUAUGACAAAGGAUGUGACCCCUACCCCGUCUAAGGAACAUGCCUACCGUGCGAUGAUCCCACGGGAGCGUAUGCUGUCUCACCCGCUGACUGCGCCACUGAUUUCUUCGUCGGAGGCUAUAUCGUGGGUAGGCCCUGGUGUAUUUGUCCUAGGAUAUACUGUUGCUUCGGGCGAGUUCUAUAAUCUUGCGAUUAUUAGGAUGCGAAAACUUACCUCCGACUGGUGCGAGGAAGCGCAGGCAUUGAUGCAUCACGUCCGAAAGGAGGAGUGUGUUGCGUGGACGCUUGGGGAAGUUGCUUCUAUCCCUCAAUACAUGAGCCCAUCUGGACGAGUCGUGUUAGUGGGAGAUGCGGCACAUGCUAUGCUUCCUCAUGCUGCACAAGGGGCUGGAAUGGCGAUGGAAGAUUCUGCAAGUCUGGCGGAGUUUGUGGACUCUUUACGAUCGAGAGAGGAUCUAUCGAAGGAUCUGCCGAAUAUACUAAGUGCGUGGAGUCAGUUUCGACAGGCCCGUGUGGAGCAUCUACGCAGUAUGAGCCAUGGUAAUGCCAGUGAUAUGACUCUGCCAGAUGGCGAAGAGCAGAUUAUGCGGGAUGAGAAAUGGAAUGCGAUUCUUGAUGUACAGCGGGCGCAGGCGGAGGCAGCUGAGCUUGGACUGGAGAAGAUCAAGGAGAAAGUCAUCAGGGAGAGUCCGAUGCCGGACCCGAAUUCUAAAAGCACGGUUGACCCAGCUGGUAGAAUGUGGAUUAGUGGAUAUGAUGUUUGUCAGGAGAGUCGGAAGUUCUGUCGCGAUCAUCUGGAACUUUUUGAAACAGAAACAGCUAGACUAUGA